UGAUCGCUGAGUGUAGGGACACGACUGGAAAGAUUCGAAGUGUAGGACUUACCUGUUUGAAACAACUCCUUUAAUAGUUGUGUUUCUCACCAAAGUAACAUGUAUUUCAUUACUUAUUCAAUUAUUUGAGUAACGGCAAAUACUGGAAUAUACUACAUCACAGACAAGUAUACUAUAGGUACUAUAGGGAUAGUAUAUUAAUUUUAUUCAAUUCAUCACAAAUCUGGAUUACAAUUCACAUAGAGAUUAUCAAUACCCAUACGUUGGUUUGUGUAACAUUAAAUCUAGGAGUAUCGAUCAACUUAAUGUUCAAAUACCUACGUUCAAAGUUUGAUAAGAAAAAGGAAUUCUGAGCAAGAGUCACUAGAGACAGCAUUCAAGGAGACCAAUUCUGGGACAAUAUCUGUGUUCAUCCUUCAAUAUUGGGUCACAGGCUAGAGAGUUGACUGCAUUAAUGAGACACUUUAAACUGUUUUUAAUUGGAGUAGUUUUUAUUUUAUAAGUUCAUAAAAUGUUAUCAUAGAGGAUAACAUUCAAAUAGGAAUAAUAAUCCGGAGGGAAAUAGAUAAACUACGGAAUCAAAACUAAUAUGUCAAUAAUCGAGAUUAUGGGCAUCCUUACAAAGUAACAAGCAAGAAUUGCUGAUGACAUUUAUAAUUAAGUCUGAAAAAGUCUUAAGAUGAAUCUCAUGAUUCUGGAAAUUUUGACUCUGGGUAUGCUAUUUUCCUCGACCAAUGCCCAGCUUCAGGAUGUGGUGUUCACUCAGCCAGAGGAGCAAAGUGCUGGUCAGUUCGUUGGCAGUGUUGCAACAAGCCCUAGCUUAACUGCAUUCAUUGGAGACACUGACCGCGCUAGCUUGAGGUACAACAUUCUUUCUGACAGCGGCAACAAAAAUGGUGAUUUGUUCAGAAUUGAUCCUUUCUCCGGAAAUGUGACGUUCGGAGUCAGGGUUGACAAAGAAAAGGCUUGCCCCACCAGCGAUUUGUGUGAACUCAACUUUGCCGUUGCAGUUACUGGAAGCAGCAACUUCUUUACCAGAGUUGCCGUGAAAGUUGUCAUUACGGAUAUUAACGACAACAGCCCAACGUUCAAGGACAGCUCCAUGGAUGUGCACAUUAGCGAGGCGGCCCCAGUUGGUUCUUCUUUUUCGUUGAGUCCCGCCACUGAUCUAGAUCUCAGCGCGGAAAACGGCGUCAGCAGUUACGGAAUAGAACCCGAGAGCGAUACUUUUAGAUUGGCUGUCAUUCAGAACCAGGUGGGGACGUCGCAAGUUUACCUUGUGACAAAACAGAACCUCGAUCGCGAGACCAUAGACUCUUAUAAACUAAUCGUGGUGGCCAAGGAUGGCGGCACUCCCCAGAGAAGUGGAACCUUAACGGUGAACGUGGUGGUGGAUGACUUCAACGACAACAGUCCCGUAUUCUCGAGCACCAUCUACGCCGCCAGCUUCAACGAGACAGCGGGUACGGGAUACAAUGUUCUAACCGUCAGUGCCACGGAUCUCGAUACGGGCGACAAUGGUAAAGUCAUCUACAGCCUCAGUACGUUUCAGCCACCCAACAAGUUUGAUUUACGAGACAAGAUUGACGUCAACAGCACAUCGGGCGUUGUUUUCCUGAAGAAGCCAUUGCCGAGUGGAGAAUACCAGGUUUUGAUUGACGCUCGAGACUUGGGCUACCCACAGAGAUUCAAUCAGUCGUUAUUAAAAAUUUCCGUACUGGACACGGAAAACAGCCAGCCCAUUCUGACGUUGACUCCAGUGCCCAACAAUGAUCUACCAGCAGGCUGGGUGCCCGAGGUUAUCGCGGGCGCUGGCACAGUCGUGGCUGUUCUUACAGUCGAUGAUCCAGAUUCGGGUCAGAACGGAAUCGUCGUAUGCUCCAGUCUUGAACCAAACUUUCUCCUCCAGCAGCUAGGCCCCGGGGCCUACAAAUUGACACUUGCUGGGCCCUUAGACAGGGAGCGUAAUGGGAGUUUUAGCGUCACUGUAAUAUGUCAGGACCACGGUACGCCUAGUCUCAACGGUACCGCUAGCAUUGUCAUCCACGUCUGGGAUAUGAAUGACAAUAAGCCGAUCUUUGGGAAAUCCACAUACACUGCCAGCAUCAUUGAAAACAAUCUGAAAAGCGAUACUGUGCUCGUUGUAAACGCUUUGGACGCCGAUGAAGGUGAAAAUGCUAGAAUCGAAUACAGGCUUGCCGAUGAUGAUGGAAGUUUUAUCAUAUCUGCAAGUACUGGGGUGAUCAAGGCUAACAAAGUAUUUGAUUACGAAGAAGCAUCAAGAUAUGAGUUUACGGUGCUCGCGAUGGACAACGGAAACCCAAGACUUACCGGAAGUGCCAGCGUGGUGGUCACAAUACGAGAUAUCAACGACGUAGCGCCCAAAUUCUCGCAAGAUCUCUACAUGUUUCAAAUUUACGAGAAUCGAGAGCGAGACAGUAUCGUUGGAAAUUUCACUGUAACUGACCCGGAUACGGAAGAAGGCGGUGUGAUUACUCUUUCUCUACAGCCCAAGAUUGCCACGGAACCUGUAGUUCCUUUCACGGUGACCAAAGAUGGACGCGUACUAUCACUGGAAAAAUUUGAUCGGGAAAUGAAAAGUUUAUACAGUUUCUAUAUUGUAGCCACAGAUAACGGACAGCGUCGAUUGUCCUCUUCUGUUCUUGUCACCGUGAAAAUUUUGGAUGAAAAUGACAAUAAACCAGAAUUCGUUUUUCCAGGAAAUCAAAAUUUUUCAGCGUUUGUUGACAUUCCAAUAUUUGCUGAUACCGUGAUACUAAAAAUAGAGGCUCAAGACCCAGAUGAAGGCAAAAAUGCUGCUCUGAUAUACAGUCUUUCUGAAAGUAAUGCUUCUGACCUCUUUAGAAUCGCCAGAGUCAGUGGUGAGUUGAUGCCCAACAGGAACAUUGUCGCGGGGGACAUCGGAACCUACGCCAUCACAAUUAAUGUCACUGACCAGGGUUACCCUGCGCUGUGGUCAACCAGAGUGCUUCUUCUCGUUGUCCAGUCCGGUUCCGAACCCUCCACUGGGAAGGUAAUUGCCGACCAGAACGUGCUUAUAGUCGCCUGCAUCAUCUGCUUUACCGUGAUUGUAUCUGGAGCGGUGCUGGUGGUCAUCUGUGUUUUAAAGAGGCAGGAUCACCAGAGGAAGUACGCCUCGUCCCGCCGGGACCAUGUCCACGCAAGUCUAGAUGGCAGACAGCAGUAUGACCUAGCUAUAACUGGUGUUAAGGAUCCUACACCAAGCCUCGAUCUGAACUCUUCCUUUCAACAACAGAACCAGCAGCCGAAAAGUCACAAAGGAAAUGGUAACAGUCUCCAGGAUCCUUCCAAUGUUUCUAUUGGUGAUAAGAUGAUGAACAUCCCGGGCUCGUCGUCUGGCCAAGUGUUCUUAGCGAAAACUGCUAUCACCAAGUUGCCCGAAACAAAUGCAGCAAAGCACGAUGACUUCCACAGUACCAGCUCCAAUGAAACCAGCACUGGAGACAGUGGUCACGGCAGUGAUGAAGAUAUGUCCAACAGCAUGGAGCAGACAAACAUGCCUUCUAUGGCCGUGGAGCAUGCCGUCCCUCUGGCCAUCACGGCGGCAAGCCGACAGAGCGUUGUCAGGGCCAGUUUUCCACAGCAGAAUCGGGCUCAGAGGCCUUCUCUGUCCAAGUCGCCACCAAGGGCAAAGAACAGUACCGUGAGGUUUGACCCUCACGUCAGCUACGAUAAUAUACCACCACUUCGCUCGCCACCACCUGCCUUGCCAUCACAGAUAGCCAACCGCACUAACAUUAUAAACAACAAUGGUAGUAAUUCUGCUUACUCUCAACCUAUGACCCACAAAUAUGAUCUCGUGGUGAGACAAAAUCAGCAGCACCCACCUCAACAUCAGCUUCACGCACCCCACCCUCACUCGAACCUGUACCCACCACACAGGCCUUAUCAUGCGGAUAGCGGCGUCCUCCCGCAUCUACCAUCUCAGAACAGCAAAGCCAGGUUAUCGGCUGUCUACCCAACAUCACCACAGAAACAGGUCGCGUACCGCCCAGCGUCGUCGUCCGUGGGCGAUGAUCUGGACGAUGACAGUGACUUAAACACCACAACGUCUGGAAGUUACAGCAUAGCAUCAGACGAUGUUGCGAGACUCAAUAGUUUGGGAGAAAUCAAAGACAUGUUUGUAUGAACACUUUCCAAGGCAUAGCCUUUAAUUGUAGCCCACUGGCCCCAUAAAGGAGGAGGAGGACAAUGACAACACUCUGAUGUAUGCAUUAAGUCAUCGGCAGCCAGAUGCUUUCUCGGAAAUGGACAUGAAGCAAUGCUCCCGAAUAAGCGGAUAUCCAAAUAUUUCCAAGUCUAGGUGGAAGUAUAAGAAAAAAAUCCGUUUCGUCUAGUGCUAAAUGCUGUUAUUAAAAGGACUGCACAUAGCAUAGGUGAAAUUAUUCACUCAUAAUUAAAGGCAAAAGGAGUUCUAAUUAUAUUACUUACCCCAAUUAUUCCUAAAAAAAAAUAGUACAGACUAGUGACAAUGUAACCUCAAGUUCCAGUUUAUGACUUACAUAAUGUUGUUUAAGCAACGUAAUUUUCACGGCCAGAUGAAAACAAAUUAUGAGACUUUAUCUUUUGAGUAGAUCUCACUUUCUUUUUGAAUCUUCUGUGACUUAAACUGGUAUUUUCCCGCAAGCACUGAGUGCUUAACAUGCAGUGAUAUGCAAAUAAUACAUGAAUAUUGACGAACAAUUAGCUUCCUAGAAAAUAUAAUUUUUGUCAACAUAAAAGAAACUAGUCAAAAUAAUCUGUUUCGUGUAAAUUUGUGUUGUUAUUAUUUUUUUUUAAUUUGUAUAUAAAUACAGUUAUAAUAUAAUAUUCAAUUUACAGUUCUUGUUGCAUAUGUAUAUAUAUGGCAAUAUUUAGGUCCAUAUUUCCAAAUAGCUACUAGGUAAAUAUGACUCCGUACAAUAACUUACACUACAGUGCUAAAAUCUAAUGUUUAGGUCCAUAUUUCUAAAUAGCUAUUACGUCUCAGUUGGACCCUUUAGUUUUGGUUGUUUAAAUAUAAAAUUGCCAUAAUAAAAUCAUAGCGAGACUGAAACAAAACCGUUCCUUGACAUUCCACUUGUUCCACUCUAUGAUAACGCGACUAUAGAAAGUACACUGAAUGUUAGAAACGAAUAUUAUUAACGUUUAUGUUGAAAUGAUAAGUUAAGACAAAAUGGUUUUACUAUUUUCUUUAAGUCGUUAUUUUGCAAUCAAGCAAUUUUAACUAUAAAAAGUAAAGUUCCCCUUUCAGACCUUGUGGUCUUUAGAUCAGAUGUUGUAAAGGUCAUCUGUUUCUGUGGCCUACGGUUAACGAGGGUGUCAUUUGGCCAGCACAACGACCAAUUUCAACUAUACGAUACGUUAUUUAACAGGCAGCAUUUUGAAUGUUAAAAUGUAUUUCUAUUGAAAGCAAUGACACAAUUGUAUAUCGCAUUUACACACUUUAAAAAAAAUCUUUUUUCUGUUGGAGUGUUGACCACAAGUGAUUUAGCCAAACAAUGCCAAUCAUUCUUUGCUGUUUUCCUACAUUCCAGUUGCUAAUUUUGUCACUUUUGUCUAUCUCCGGUCUUUGUACGUUCCCUUGCAAGACAGUCUUAGAAAGAGCUGAGAAUCUUGUGCUAUGACCCUAUCUAGUGCUAAACAAAGACAGCUCAUCCUUAUAGCAUAGUAACACAUUGCCAUUUGGUCCAAUUUCUUUGGCAAUGGGAAGGAAUAUCAGGGGAAGUUUAUCCGAGCUAUUAACUCAAAUCUCAUAUUGAAAUUUCUAAGUCUAUGUCAGGAUUCGAACUCUAGCCUUCUCUGUUAGACACAUAUCUGACAUUAGAUCGCACCUUCAUUUUGUGAUGUAAUCAUUCAAAGUUAUAAUUUAUAACUUUUUAUAACGUCUCAUGUUGCAUUGGGACCUAUUUAUUUUUCUUUGUUUUAUGCUUCAAAUUCUAAAUUUUUGUUGAACUUAUGCUUUAGUUAAGUAUCAGGCGUGAAGUGGUAUGAUACUGGGUAUCACUUCUCAUGGAAAUAUACCACAUAGGAAUGAACUUUUGUGUAUAGGUACUUAAUUGUUAUUGUUAAACAACCUGUUAAUAUAAUCAAACUGUUAAAUAAUGUACAGAUAUUGUUGAAUGUCCACAUGUGUGAAUGUGAGAAUGCUAUGCAGUUGAAAUUUUAUUUAUAAAGAACGACUAGUUGAGUGAAUUUGUUAAUUCCAAGAAAUAAAUAGGUCAAACUAAAAUGAAUAAAGUAGCCUACACAGUUUAUGUAUUUCAUAAUAAAAACACAUUUAAUUAUUUAUCUAAAUCUUGAUUUUAUUUAUCAUAAAGAACAAAUAUUUUUUCAAUGUUACAAACAUAGAAUAUACUUAGAACUAUGACUUAGAAUGAAUGUGUGACUCUCCUUUGUGUACUGUUAUCUAUCAGACAAAUAUUAAAUUUGUGGAUUGAAACAAUUCGGGUGUGUAAAUAUGUAGAUACUUCGUACAAACAAAAAUGGCCAGUAAAAGACAAAGUGGUGAGGUGAGGACAGAAAAAAUAACAGAGAGAGAGAGUAGGGAAAGAAAGGGAGGGCACUUGUGUGUGUAUGAGAGAGGAAGAGAGAGAGCGAGAGAGAGAGAGAGAGAGAAAGAUAUGUUGAAGAUAAAAAGAAAACAUUUAACAUGGUGAAACUCCAAGAAAACAAAAACGAAUGAAAUUAACUCAAUGUGAAUGUGACGCGAACAAAAAACAAAAUACCACUGUCAAUCUGUACCUUCUGAUAUUCUGUCCAUGCUUUGAUAUCAUUCUCAUAAUAAAAUCAAAUUAUAUUUUC
Molecule: messenger RNA, 6825 nt
Organism: Biomphalaria glabrata
Lineage: Eukaryota; Metazoa; Mollusca; Gastropoda; Planorbidae
Product: protocadherin-9-like
Exons: 4
Coding region: 680-4171 (1163 amino acids)
Biological process (GO): homophilic cell-cell adhesion
Cellular component (GO): plasma membrane
Molecular function (GO): calcium ion binding
Source: RefSeq, a predicted model, not a curated record